This is a messenger RNA of Chelonoidis abingdonii (Abingdon island giant tortoise), 2976 nucleotides long. Its product is annotated as MLX-interacting protein-like. Gene Ontology annotation, molecular function: RNA polymerase II cis-regulatory region sequence-specific DNA binding; protein dimerization activity; DNA-binding transcription factor activity, RNA polymerase II-specific. The record is from RefSeq and is a predicted model, not a curated record. Gene Ontology annotation, cellular component: nucleus. Gene Ontology annotation, biological process: regulation of transcription by RNA polymerase II. NCBI's taxonomy places the organism in Eukaryota, Metazoa, Chordata, Testudines, Testudinidae.
UUCCUUGUUGCUAUGGGAGCCUGGAGCAGGGCCCUGGCACAGUUACAGCCUGCGCUCCACUUCCUGCCAGUGACCAAUUUUUUGGGAGCGAUUAAGCCCUCACCAACAUUCUGGUUGCCUUGGCAACAGGGGUGUGUUGUCUUGGUGAUUGUGGCACUGCCAGGCAGCUGCUAGGGACGCGCGUUGGUUGCCCAGGAUGUCGCGACCGCAGAUCAUCCACAGCGGCCACUUCAUGGUGUCGGAGCCGCAUGCUGACCCCGAGCUGGACCCUGGGGGCAGGGCUGUGGUUGGGAGCAUGGCAGAGCAGGUGGGAGCUGUGGAGCCGAGGGCUGGCGGCUGGCGGGAGGGGGCUGGGGCGGGUGAGCAAGCCGCAGUGCCCUGGGACACCUACGACUUUGACACAGUCAACGCCUGCACGUGCCAGACCUACCGCUUUGGCCCUUGUAGCAGCGGCGCCCUCAGCAUCGACGCAUCCCUCACCAAGCUCUUUGAGUGCAUGACACUCGCCUACAGUGGGAAAAUUGUGUCCCCCAAAUGGAAAACGUUCAAAGGCCUGAAGCUUCUGCCACGUGACAAAAUCCGGCUCAAUAAUGCCAUCUGGAGGGCAUGGUAUCUGCAGUAUGUGGAGAGGAGAAAGAACCCUGUGUGCAAUUUUGUGACGCCGCUGGAGUGCAGUGUCGGGGAUGACCAUCGCAAACCAGAGCCCCACCCUGCCCUUGCCUUGCAGGCCGUGAUCAUGGAAGGGAAGUACUGGAAGCACCAGAUCGGAGUGGUCAUUCGAGAGUAUCACAAGUGGCGGACAUACUUCUGCACACGGGUCCAGAAGAAGAAAGAUAAACCUGAGUCUUUAUCCACCCAGGAAGCGGCUCAUGCCAUCCAGGGCGAGGGGCUGAGCAGUGAGGCCAAGGGCAGUUGCCCCAUGGAGCUCGACCUGGACACCCUGGACAGCCUCAUCUCUGACCUGGCCGACACCAUCUUCUACAGCCGCAACCCAUAUGGGGGGCCCAACCCCCGCAGCCUUGCUCACCAAUUCAACGCGGACAUGAUUCAGCCCACCCUGACCCAGCUGCACCCUAACUUCGGAGAGGAUUUCAUGGACACCCUGGACCCCAUUCACGAUUUCUUUGCUGCUUGUCGCCCCCAGCCUGUAACCCAGGCCUCCACGCUGCUGCCAGCUGCUGCCCCACAGGGCUCUCUGUCCAGCGCUUGUGACCCAGAUGUGACCACCAGCACUAAGGAGCUGCCUCUCCACAGGGGCUCCCUCACCCCCCUUUCCUUUCCCCUGGACCUGGAGCCCCUGACACCCCUGAACGGACACCAGACCUUCCUGCCGCUCUUUCCCACCUCUCCCCUGCGGGUCAGCCCCCCCCCGCCAGGCCCUCCCACGCAGCACCCCCAACCCACCGUUGUCUUCUCCGUCAUCACCCACACGGCUGCCGAAAAGCCCCCUUCACCCACCCAGCACCCUCCUUCCCCCGAAGGCACCUUUGCCAUGCCUGUGUCUGGCCCCCUGCCCAACAGGGCAAAAUCCCGGCAGCUACAGCACAUUGCCCCAGCGCCCACCGCCAGCCACCCCCCGGCAGCCCCCAGUGCCUUCCUUACCCACCUGCUCAUAGCAGGCCCAUCAACACAACCUCUCGCUCCAGCCAGGGACUCUUCCCAGGUCAGCACCCCCGUAGAGCUUCCUGCAGGUGUCCUGCUGAUGGAGAAGCCCAUCCACCCUUGCUCUGUCACUGCCUCCUCCAGCACUGAUGCCAAGUCUGAAGAUAGAGCUGAGCACAGGGGACCCCAUGCUUCCCACCAGCCCUGCAGCCUCCCCAGCACCAAGGGCAGCCGAAGAGCUGGCUUUACCUCUGCUGACCACGCCCGGCGCAUGAACAUCAGCUGCGCCUUCGACAACCUUGCCAGCCUCGUGCUGCCGGGCUUGGCCCAGCCCAGCAUCAAGCUCAGCAAGGCCACGCUGCUGCAGAGAAGUGUGGUGUAUGUGGGGCGGCUGCAGCAGGAGCGCCGUCAGGUGCAGGAGACAGCCCGGCGCCUGCGGGGUGAGAUUGAGGAGCUGAGUGCUGCCAUUGGGGAGUUCCAGCGCCAGCUGCCCCCCAGCGGGGCCCCAGUGACCCCUCCACGCUUAGACCACAUGGCCCAGCUAUAUGAUGACUACGUGCGCCAGCGCACCCUGCAGAACUGGCGCUUCUGGCUCUUCAGCAUGCUCAUCAAGCCACUGUUUGAGAGCUACAGGGGAGCAGUGAGCACCCACAGUGCCAAGGAGUUCUGCCAGUCGGUCCUGGGCUGGCUGGAGCAGCACUGCACCCUGCCCAUGCUGCGCCCUGCUAUCUCCAGCUCCCUCCUGCAGCUCAGCAAGCUCACGGCCAUCCUGACCCAGCCCUCACGCCUCCCUGAGCAGGCCCUGCAGGCCGUCUGCCACCCCCCACACAGCAAGGGCCAUAGCUAGUGGACCCUAUGGUGCUGCGUGAGGACGUCCCGACGCUGCCCACUUGGCGGAGAAGAGAGGACACAGACAUCUUCGACUCCUGGGUGGUGCCCCAUCCCACCAUGGGCCCAGAAGCGUCUGGAUGGACAUGUGGGUGCUACAGUGGGACCUCUGUAAUAGAACUAGCAGAGGGAGGCUGAUUGAUCCACAGAGAAGGUGGAAUUGGGGGGGCUCAUAGCUGGGCAUCCCUGGAGAGGGGCAUCCCUAGAGAGCAAAAUGGGGGGGAGGGGUGCCUCAGAGCUGGGAAUGGCUUUAGCCCCCACUGACAUGGCAAUGGGGGUGGCUCUGAACUGGAUUCCCCUGAAGCACUCGGGCAUCUCUCCGAGCUGGGGAUUCCCCUAUACGCCUCUAGUGAAGGGGAGCUGGAGGAUGAGUAGAGGGUCCCCUUUAAGCACCCCCCCCGUGGGGGAUGCUGGCAGGUCGUGGCUUUGUUUGGACAGUGACAGCAGGAGUUGUAUUAAACCCCCAGCCUAUGGGACUGGCCAGUG